Setaria italica (foxtail millet) is the source of this 429-nucleotide messenger RNA. RefSeq names its product RING-H2 finger protein ATL56-like. Lineage: Eukaryota; Viridiplantae; Streptophyta; Magnoliopsida; Poales; Poaceae. The record is from RefSeq and is a predicted model, not a curated record. The transcript has a single exon. Bases 1 to 429 code for a protein of 142 amino acids.
AUGGCAGGAACCCACUUCGUCGUCUUCCUCGUCACUGGCCUCGUGAUGCUGUUUGUUGUCCAUGUUCUCGUGCUCGUGUGGGCGCUCAAAUGGUGGCGCCUCCAUGCACAAGAAACCUUCUGCAUUGUUGAGCUCUCGGAGGAAGAAGGCAGCGACCUUUCCGCCGAGCAGGUUGGUGAGUUGCCGUGCCACAAGUGCAAGAAGGGGGCGCCCAGCGGCGGCGAAUGCGUGGUGUGCCUGGAGGCGUUCCGCCCGGGCGACCGAUGCAGGGUGCUGCUGGGUUGUGAGCACGGGUUCCACGCGAAGUGGGUGGACUUGUGGCUGCGCAAGAGCCGCCGGUGCCCCAUCAGCCGCGCUGACAUGGUGGCUUGCAAGAACGUUAGCGAGGUGGAGGAGCCUACCGCCGUGGAGAUCGUUACCCAAAGAUAG